This is a messenger RNA of Cokeromyces recurvatus, 381 nucleotides long. RefSeq lists its product as uncharacterized. The coding region runs from base 1 to 381 and encodes 126 amino acids. Lineage: Eukaryota; Fungi; Mucoromycota; Mucoromycetes; Mucorales; Mucoraceae. The record is from RefSeq and is a predicted model, not a curated record. The transcript has 3 exons.
AUGGGAAGCAUAUUUGAUAAAAACAAAAUAGCAUCCAUGAUGUUUAGUAAGAAUCUGAAUGAGAUGGCAGAUGCAGAAAUUGGAAAAGUUAUUGGGAAGCCUAUGGGUACUGUGAUGGGCUUACCGUCUACUAUGUCUCACUGCCUUGCGAUUAUAUCGUUUAAAUUUGAAAAAAAAAAACAGCAUAUUGUUGAAAGCUAUUCAAAAAUAAUCUCGAAAACAACAUUCAAUCAAUUCAUUAUGAGAAGGGAAAAUAGUAUAGGAAAGAUUGAUGUAGGGGCCAUUUCAGCAUUGUACCUGAUGAAACAUGGGAUAAGCCUUUACAAUAACAACGAAAAAAUUGUUAUCGUAUUCUUCUGUAUUUAUAUGAUUAAAUUUUAA